Messenger RNA from Symphalangus syndactylus (siamang), 12277 nucleotides. It is a transcript of the gene KRABD2, whose product is annotated as KRAB domain containing 2. The record is from RefSeq and is a predicted model, not a curated record. Gene Ontology annotation, molecular function: nucleic acid binding. Lineage: Eukaryota; Metazoa; Chordata; Mammalia; Primates; Hylobatidae. Gene Ontology annotation, biological process: DNA integration; regulation of DNA-templated transcription.
AGGAGAGAUGGCAAUCAGCUGAAGUUACCGAAUACGUCAGGAAGGAGGCUGAUUUCAGCUGGCUGUGAUUGGGAAGAUCAAUGCAAGGACAUUCCGAGUCGGAAACAGCCAAGGCAAAGACUCACAGUCCUGCUGAAGCUGCUCUAUAGCCCAGGCCCCAAGACUGUAUGGUCCCUGUGGCAGCAGCCAGUGUUGUUUCAGGAAGCAACAGCAUUUGAAGAUAUGACCAAAGAUUGGAAUUAUUUAGAAGGCUCUCAAAAGGAUUGCUACAGAGACACAAUGCUGGACAGUUAUGAGAACAUGGUCCCACAGGGAUCCUUCUUACAGUUCUCUAUGAUGCCUCAGAGAGCUGGAAAUGAUCCACCUGGGGUUUCAAAUGCAAGUGAAAUGGAAAUGGAGAUAAGUACCAUGAGAGAAAAGUUUCUUAUGAGUGUAACAAAAUUAGUAGAAAGCAAAAGUUACAACAGCAAGGUAUUUUCCAAAGAAAAGUACUUUCAAACAAUAAAGGAAGUUAAAGAAGCUAAAGAAAAAGGGAAGAAGUCAUCACGUGAUUAUCGCCGUGCAGCAAAAUAUGAUGUGAUCUCUGUACAGGGCACAGAGAAACUGAUAGAGGCUACUCAUGGAGAACGUGAUCGAAUACGGUAUUAUGUACAUAAAGAAGAGUUGUUUGAUAUUCUUCAUGAUACACAUCUUAGUAUUGGACAUGGUGGGCGGACACGCAUGCUCAAGGAGCUGCAAGGAAAAUAUGGGAACGUCACCAAAGAAGUUAUUGUCUUAUAUCUGACUCUGUGUAAACAGUGCCACCAGAAGAACCCAGUACCCAAGAGAGGCCUUGCACCAAAGCCCAUGACUUUUAAGGACAUAGAUUCCACAUGCCAAGUUGAAAUACUUGACAUGCAGUCAAGUGCCGAUGGUGAGUUCAAGUUCAUUUUAUACUACCAGGACCACUUAACCAAGUUUAUUAUUUUACGGCCAUUAAGAACCAAACAGGCCCGUGAGGUGGUCAGUGUCUUGUUAGAUAUUUUCACAAUUCUUGGUACACCCAGUGUGUUAGACUCUGACAGUGGUGUUGAGUUCACAAACCAGGUUGUUCAUGAGCUCAAUGAGUUGUGGCCAGACCUAAAGAUUGUGUCUGGUAAGUACCACCCUGGCCAAAGCCAGGGCUCCCUGGAAGGAGCAAGCCGUGAUGUAAAGAACAUGAUAAGUACCUGGAUGCAGAGUAACCACUCACGUCACUGGGCCAAAGGCCUCCGAUUCAUGCAGAUGGUGAGGAAUCAGGCUUUCGACGUUUCCUUGCAGCAAAGUCCAUUUGAGGCAAUGUUUGGUUGUAAAGCCAAAUUUGGGCUAUAUUCCUCAAACUUGCCCCGGGAAACUGUGGCUACUUUACAAACGGAAGAAGAACUAGAAACUGCCGAAGAACAGCUAGAAAAUAGCCUUUGGAUCAGGCAGGAAGAAAGGGCUGAGAUUGGAGCAGACAGAUCUGAUAUGGACGAUGACAUGGAUCCCACUCCUGAAGCUGCAGAACCCAGCACCUCACAAGGGACUUCCAGUCUCCUCUGCUGGUGAAGAGAUGGCUGCUGGGUGGACAUUCACAGGUGGCUCUCUGAGCAGUCAUCUGAGAACUGUUGCCAGAGGUCCCGGGGGAAAGGAUUGAAGGCUGCACUCAGGUCAAGUUGUACAUGGUAGUCCUUGCUCAAAAAGGGAAAAGUUUGAGUCUGUGUAUUUAUUCUUAGGGCUGCCAUAAAAAGUUACCAACCUGGCCGGGUGCAGGGCUCAUGCCUGUAAUCCCAGCACUUUGGGAGGCCGAGGUGGGUGGGUCACUUGAGGUCAGGAGUUCAAGACUGGCCUGGCCAACAUGAUGAAACCCUGUCUCUACUGAAAAUACAGAAAUUAGCUAGGCUUGGAGCCGUGUGCCUGUAAUCCCAACUAACUGGGAGGCUGAGGCAGGAGAAUCACCUGAACCCAGGAGGCAGAGGUUACAGUGAGCCGAGACCAUGCCACUGCACUCCAGCCUGGGUAACAAAGCAAGAUUCUGUCUCAAAAAAAAAAAAAAAAAAUUAUCACAACCUGGGUGACUUAACAGAAAUUGAGUCUCACAGUCUGGAGGUCCAAAGUCUGAAAUUAAAGUGUUAGUAAGGUAGGUUCUUUCUGGAGGCUCUGGGGUAGAAUCCAUUCCAUGCCUUUCUCCUUUCUCUAGUGUCCAUUGGCAAUCCUUGGCAUUCCUUGGCUUGUGACAGCGUAAGUCCAGUCUAUGCUUCUAUCUUCAUGUGGCCUUCUCCCCUGAGAAGGCCAUAAUUUUUUAUGGCAGCCCUAAGAAUAAAUACACAGACCCGAACUUUUCCCUUAUUGAGCAAGGACUACCACGUACAACUUGACCUGAGAUACACAAGAAUACCUUGUGUGUAUUCUUUCCUGUCUCUUGUAAAGACAUUAUUGGACACCAAAUCCAUGUCACUGGAUUUAGGGCCCACUCUAAUGAGGAAGAUCUCAUCUCGAGAUCCUUACCUUAAUUAGAUCAGCGAAUACUCUUUCCAAGUAAGGUGACAUUCACAGGUACUAAGGACCUAAACUUGGACUUCUCUUUUUUUUUUUAAUUUAUUUUAUUUUUUUAGAGACAGGGUUCCUUAUAUUGCCCAGGCUGGUCUCAAACUCCUGGGCCCAAGGGACUGGCCUCCGAAAGUGCUAGGAUUACAGGCGCACGCCACCACACCCAACCAGGACUUUUUUUUUUUUGAGACGGGGUCUUGCUCUGUCGCCCAGGCUGGAGUGCAGUGGCACAAUCUGGGCUCACUGCAGCCUCCGCCUCCCUGGUUCAAGCAAUUCUCCUGCCUCAGCCUCCCCAGUAGCUGGGACUACAGGUGUGCACUGCCACACCCAGCUAAUUUUUUUUUUUUUUUUUUUUUUUUGUGAGACAGAGUCUUGCUCUGUUGCCCAGGCUGGAGUGCAGUGGCAUGAUCUGGGCUCACUGCAGCCUCCGUCUCCCAGGUUCAAGCGAUUCUCCUGCCUCAGCCUCCCGAGUAGCUGGGACUACAGGCAGGCACCCCCAUGAACCCAGCUAAUUUUUGUAUUUUUAGUAGAGACAGGGUUUCACCAUGUUAGCCAGGAUGGUCCCGAUCUCCUGACCUCGUGAUCCACCUGCCUCUGCCUCCCAAAGUGCUGGGAUUACAGGUGUGAGCCACCACGUGCAGCCGGACUUACAUGUUUAAGAGACACAGUUCUCAUUAUAGUCAAUAGAAGAAUAUGUCUGCAAAACAAGAACUGAUGGAUGAGGUCUCAAGAAUGUAAAGCUGGUGGGACUGCCCUAGAUAAAUCUAAUACAUAUUCCUGCCCCUCAGACACAUACCUUAAAACAUGGAGGCAUCACAGGAAAAUAAGUAGAUGAAGGAAGGCUGGGCACGGUGGCUCAUGCCUGUAAUCCCAGCACUUUGGAGGCUUAGGUGGCCGAUCACUUGAGGUCAGGAGUUUGAGACCCGCCUGGCCAACAUGGUGAAACCCCGUCUCUACAAAAAUACAAAAUAUUAGCCGGGCACAGUGGCAUGCACCUGUAAUCCUGGCUACUCAGGAGCCUGAGAUGGGAAGAUCCCUUGAACCUAGGAGGCAGAGGUUGCAGUGAGCCGAGAUCUCACCACCGCACUCCACAGCCUGGGCGACAGAGCAAGGCUAUAUCUCAGAAAAAAAGUAGAUGAAGGAAAAGUAAUAGGAAGAAAAGAGGUUCAUCUAAGAUGCCCUAGAGACUGGCCACCUUACCAACUGCGCUCUGUUUCCCGCUUCAGGAGAAACUGUAUGUGUCAUCCCUUUUCUCAGAGCAUUAUGCACAGAUAAUUGUGUAACUGCAUGAAACAUGUAUUAAAAUUAGGUCAGAAGUAAGGUAUGGUUGGAAUUUGGGUAUGCGUCUGCACUUGUCUGUGUCUCAAGCACUUAAAAACAUAUCCUAUUCCUGGCAUAGUUCAGUGCAUUUCGGGAAGUGACCAAUAGUCAGGGAAAUAAUCAAGGUUUCUGGAACAAAAUGCAAGAGUUGGCCUGAGAUCACUGCUCUACCUAGAGAGGAGCAGGGCAAGGCCAGUCUGGGUCAUGAUUCAGAGUAAGGAUGACUGACCCAGCCACAGGGGAAGACAGUGCCCAGGACCUGUGUACUCCUACGUUCCCAACGCCUAAGAGUGCCCAGUCCAUGGAAGGUGUUCAGUGAAUUUAAUGAAUAAAUGAUUCUACAGAAAUGGGCACGGGGAAGGAGAAAGGGCCUGCAGUCUUUUAUUUUAUUAUUAUUAUUAUUUUGAGAUGGGAGUCUCGCACUGUCACCCGGGCUGGAGUGCAGUGGCACGAUCUUGGCUCACUGCAACCUCCACCUUCCAGGUUAAAACGAUUCUCCUGCCUCAGCCUCCCAAGUAGCUGGGAUUACAGGCGCCCGCCAACCAUGCCCGGCUAAUUUUUUGUAUUUUUAGUAGAGACGGGGUUUCACUAUGUUGGCCAGGCUGGUCUCGAACGCCUGACCUCAUGAUCCGCCUGUCUCGGUCUCCCAAAGUGCUAGGAUUACAGGCGUGAGCCACUGUGCCUGGCCAGUCUUUUAUUCUUUAUACAAGUGUCCUUCCUGCACAUCCCAGAGCCAUCUAAGACCCAUUCUGAUCAUCACUAAUGCCAGUUCCCUCUUCUGUAAGGGGCAGUAACACCACUGGUGCUGCCUACUUCACAGGAUUGUCCUGAGAGACCAGCGAGAUUCUGCAUGUGAAGGGGCUUUCUCUGUGGAUAGUGAAGUUCUACAGUGUGACUCAUCUUUGCAGACCCUGUCCUCCAUGUGACAGUGGGAGACCUCUGCUCAUUGCCAUUUCUUUUCAGAUUCUGCAGUGUUAAGUUGGAAGGUUUCCACAGAAGCUGCAUUAUUAUUACAUAGGAAGUGACAUCACUCUCCAGCUUGUUUUGGGGGACCAAAAUCUUGCUAUGUUCUUGGCCAGCACCUCACUUUCCAUCCUCCUUCCAACCCAUUGUCUUUCUUUGUAACUCCGCCUAACAGGUCUGGGAGGUCCAACUUUGAGGAUGUUGGACCUUCCCCCUCCCCAGUGCUGACCUCCUCCCUCCUAGUUACUUGGCAUACCGGGAACCACAGCAUCAACUCCUGUGGGUAAAAGGUGACACAUGAGCCAUAACACUGCUUGCUUUCCCAGAGAUGCCUGGGUUUCCAGGAGCUGCCACAUCACUCUUCCUCUUUUGCAUCUUAAUGUUGGCAGUGGGAAAGAGUUAGAGGUGGAUUACUGGACCCAGUCUCGCCUGCAUUAUUUGGGCAUCUGGAAUAGAGGUCACUAACCGGUGUGCCACAGGCUAGUCUCAGCUUGCAAAUAUAUUUUGGCCACAUAAUGUUUUUAAUUUUUUUUUUUUUUUAAACAGAGUUUCGUUCUUGUCGCCUAGGCUGGAGUGCAAUGGCGUAAUCUCGGCUCACUACAACCUCCACCUCCCGGAUUCCAGUGAUUCUUCUGCCUCAGCCUCCUGAGUAGCUGAGAUUACAGGCACCCGCCACCACACCUGGCUAAUUUUUGCAUUUUCAGUAGAGACGGGGUUUUGCCAUUUUGGCCAGGUUGGUCUCAAACUCCUGACUUCAGGUGAUCCACCCACCUUGGCCUCCCAAAGUGCUGAGAUUACAGACGUGAGCCAUGGUGCCCGGCCUUUUAAAUUUUUUUUUUAAUUAAUUGCCAACACUUUAAACACUGGAGAGUUCAUAUAAAAAUCUGGAUGUCUAGCACCUCUUGAGAACUCGGCAUAUGUGGCCACAGUGGUUCCACAAUUUCUGCACGGCAGCAAAUGAGACGCAGUGCAUGUGGCACUCUCCAGGUGGCCACCCUCAGCCACUCACAUGCAUAUGGAUUUCUGUGGCCCACUGCUGAAGAAAGGCAAGUGUGGGGCGUGGUGCCAUGCACCUGUAAUCCCAGCUACUUGGGAGGCUGAAGUGGGAGGAUCACUUGAACCUGGGAGGCCAAAGUUCAAGUGAGCCAUGAUCGUUACCACUGCACUGCAGCCUGGGUGACAGAGACCCUGUUUCCAAAAAAACAAAAAGGCCAGCAACAGACCUGUGUAUCUCUAGGAAUGAUAUGAUAGAAGUGGCAUUGCAAUCAGUGGGAAGGGUUGUAUUAUUCAGUUAAUGGUGCUGGAUCAAUAGGCUGUCCAUUUGACAAAAAUGAAGUCUGACCCCCUAAACAUUAAACAUUUAAUGAGAGGCCCACAUCAAGAGGAGCCAAAGCCCUGGGCCCUCAGCCCUGGCUGAGCUCUUAGCCAACAGACAGAACCAACCUACCAACCAUGUGAGUGAGCCAUCUUAAAAGGAGACUCCCCAGCCCCCAGUUCAUCAUCCAUUCAAUACUGUACAGAACAGAGACAAGCCCUGGCCAAAUUGCAGAGUCAUGUGCAAAAUAAAUGAAUGUUGUUUCAAGCCACCGAGUUUAGAGGUGGUUUGUUAUGCAACAAUACAUAACUGAUAGGCUAACUCUGAAAUGUCUUAAAUCUGUUACCAUCUCUCCAUUCCCCCAGGACAGGCCCUUGUUACCUUGGUUGAUUGGAGACAACCCACCUAGUGAAUCUUCCAGAAGUAAAGCUCUGCUUGGAAUACUAGUUAACACUACUGAAUACUGACUUACCUACAGUAUUAGUAUUGAGCUUUAAAUUCAUUUUCUUUUUUUUUUUUUUUUUUUUGAGACGGAAUCUUGCUCUGUUGCCCAGGCUGGAGUGCAGUGGCGUGAUCUCGGCUCACUGCCAGCUCCGACUCCCGGGUUCACGCCAUUCUCCAGCCUCAGCCUCUCAAGUAGCUGGGACUAUAGGCACCCGCCACCACGCCUGGCUAUUUUGUAUUUUUAGUAGAGACAGAGUUUCACCGUGUUAGCCAGGACAGUCAGUCUUAAUCCCCUGACCUCGUGAUCCACCCACCUCAGCCUCCCAAAGUGCUGGGAUUACAGGCGUGAGCCACCGCGCCCGGCCUUAAAUUCAUACAGCCCUACAAAGUCAGUUGAAGCUGAAGAAAUAAGUUUAAAUAGGUGUAUUAAGGACUUAAUUUUCCUGUCUUAGAAAGAAAGAAAGCUCAGAAAGUAAUAACUAGCCCAGGGUUCAAACCUAAGUGUCAAGUCCAAGGUCAGUGCUUAUAACCAUCUCCCCUGCUCAAGAAUCUCCAUUGGGCCAGGCACAGUGGCUCAUGCCUGUAAUCCAAGCACUUUGGGAGGCUGAGGCAGGAGGAUUGCUUGAGCCAUAGGGUUUGAUACCAGCCUGGGCAACAUAGGCAUGGUAUUAGUCAGGUUUGGUGGCUCACACUGUAGGCCCAGCUACUUGGGUGGCUGAGGUAGAAGGAUCUCUUGAGCCCAGGAGGUCAAGGCUGCGGUGAGCUAUGAUUGCACCACAGCACUUCAGGGGAAAAAAAAAAAAUCUGCAGUAGUUCCCCAUUAAUCACAGGAUAACAACUUAAACCUGGCAUCCAAGUUGGACUAUCAUAUGGUCCCAACUACCUUUGCAGCUUUGGAAUUAAGGCAUCAGGUCUAGGCACAUGAAUUUCCUGGUUGCACUUGUUUUGUGUAGGGUGGCAGGAAGAAACUCAGGCCGUCGGCUACUCUAGGCACUGCCAGAGUCACUUAUUCUUUCCAGAACUUGGCUUCCUCAUCUAAGGUGAGAGACAGUUGAACCAACUCGUUUUAAAGUUCUCUUCCAGUUCUGCUCUGUGUAGUGUGAAGACUGUGCUCUUGUACCUUUGUACUUCCUACCUCUUCUAGAACCCCAGCCUGAGCUUCCUGCCAGGGCACGUGUCCCCACUUCCGAGAUGGAGAGAAGAUGGGAGACUUAGAGAUGGAUGCUUUUGUGAAUGUUCUCUAUUUACCCACUUUUUCAGAACUAGCUUUGGCCUUAUAUUGUGGAAUAGAAUCUGCUUGUCUGCAGCUCUAGGGGUAGAAGGAACAAAUACUUCUGAGAUCCCUAUUACCAAUGGUUUUUUUGAGAGUAAGCACUGGAAUGUCAUUAGCACUGAGAAGGAAGGGCAGCAGGGGAGGCAACCGAGAAGCUCAGACUUACAUUCUUGCUUCCAAAUUAUUUUGCAUGCUUUCUGGACGUUAGUACAACAGACCAUUGAAGUAUGGUUUGCCAAGGUUAGGUUCAAUGACUGCAUGAGCCCAUUACCUCUGUAAUUACUUUACUAUUCUUCAAUUUGGUGACUUUGGGUUGUUGAAUUGUAAGGGGGAAAGGUUUUUUGUUUUGUUUUGUUUUUUUUAGUUUGUGAUUUACAGUUCUUCCUUCCGUUUGUUUUGUGGAAGCUUUAUAGAAAUUGAUUUGAAACCUGAGAUACUUUGAAAUAUAAAAGAGCAAGAAUUAUCCCAGGACUCUCAUUCAAAAAGUUGACUGAUGGCAAAACAAGCUUGUCCCUGGAAUCUUCAGAAUUUUCUUCAGAAUUCUAUCCCUUUGAACUUACUGAAUUUGGUUUCUUUUUUAGUUCCUGGUUCUUCCUUAUUUUUAUCAUGGUGCUAAUCUUUGUUUACCCAGGUUCUGACAUUUUUACCCUAGAAUUAAUUACCCCAGAUGGUCGACUCCACUGUGUUUUCCAAGCAAACAAAGAAGGCAGGAAAUGUGAGCUUCCUGAGCAAAUUGCCUUUCCGUUUUAAUAUGAGACUUGGCCUUUUAGAAUCAUAUUUUUCUUAUGUUUACUUUUCUUAGUUGUUAUUAUUAUUAUCACUAUUAUUAUCAUUUUGGUUUGGAUCUAGUUAGAGUUUCCCUUUUCCAUUUAAAAUUUGGUCCUGAUAUUUUGCUUUUUGCUUCCCCAUGUCUCAAUUUGUUAAAUCUUAUUGUUCUAUUUAAUUUGAAUUGCUUCAUCCUUUCUGUUGACUAGCUGCUUGCUCAGAAUAACUUUUCCACACCUGGAACUUUGGCGUAGGAGUUCUUUUCACUUUUAUGCAUUUCCCGCGACAUGACAGGGUGAGUACGUAGCAGACGAGUGGUUGCGAGCCUUUCCUCUGGGUUUCACACAGAUGGCUCACUCCUAAUUUUGGUGAGUCAUUCAGUGGCCAGAUGUUUGCCUCCUUCCUCCUCCCCACUCUACCCCCACAAUUUAGUGUACUGUUCUUUGAAUGACAUCCCCUCUGUUUUUGCCUCUCUUUCUCCUGUGCAAUGGCCAGAAUGCUGGAAAUGGCUGCCUUAAAUGUAGAGACCAUUAGGAUCUUGCUCAACACAGAACCCAGGUCACCUGUAAUAACACAGCUGCCUCCCAGUCCUGAAACCCCGCCUUUCUGCCCGGAAUGGGGUGCAGAGAACCAGUCCAGACACCUGAAACUGCCACCCUUCUUCAUCUGUAGGUGCAGGGGCCCUCUGUAUCAGGAAGAGAGCCUCUCUGAAAUCCACUGUCAUUCUGGGCUUUUCCUUGACCAGCUCUCCUUACCUACCCCCUUCCCUAGCCUGUCAGUUUUACUCAUUCAUUGGACAUUUAUAAGCACUAAGUAUGUACCAGAGAUCAGGCUGGCCUUUGGUGGUACCAACAAAGAAAGAGACUGCUAAAUGCAGAAAAAUGGGCACAGAGGAAAGACUUGUAAGUCUGUAAAGGAGUGCUCAGUGAGAAGUCACACAAGCUAAGUUUCGAAGGACCAUUUGCAGAUCACUGCUGAACAUUCUCCAUCCUGCCUACUUUGUAUUAGAGGACUUCUUGCAGGGGAAGUAUAAUCAGCAGGAUCCUCACUCAGAGACCUGGCAGACACCACCUUAACCCAGUGAUCAAAGUUAACCUCCCCAGUACAUGUACAACUACUGCUGCCCUGAUAGGAUGCACUGAGAACAUUUCUGUGUCAUUCUACCACAGAUGCGCUACUUGAAUCUAAUUAUGAAGAGACAAGAGACAAACCCAGAUUGAGGGGCAUUCAGCAAAAUAAUUGCCCUGUACUCUUUAAAAAAUGGCAAUGUUGAGAAAGACAAAGAAAGACUGAGGAGCUAUUCCAGUUAAAGUAGGCUAGAGACGUGGGAACCAAAUGCGAUGCAUGAUCCAGGAUAUUCUUUUAUUACAAUGAGCAUCACUGGGACAGUUGGUAAAAUGUGAAUAUUGUCUGAAGAGUAUAAUAUUGUAUCAAAGUUAAUUUCCUGAUCUUGAGGAUUGUACUGUGGUUAUGUAAGAGAAUGUCCUUGUUUUUAGGAAAUAGAUGUUGAAAUAUCUUGAGAUAAAGAGCAUUAUGUCGGCGACUUAUCAAAUAGUACAGGAAAAUGAGUGUGUGUGUGUGUGUGUGUGUGUGUGUGUGUGUGUGUAGAGAGAGAGAGAAGGGAGGGACAGAGAGAUACAAAACAAAUGCAGCUGGGUGCGGUGGCUCACGCCUGUAAUCCCAGCACUUUGGGAGGCCAAGGUGGGCAGAUCAUGAGGUCAGAAGUUUGAGACCAGCCUAACCAACAUGGUGAAACCCUGUCUCUACUAAAAAUACAAAAAUUAGCUGGGCAUGGUGGCACGUGCCUGUAAUCCCAGCUACUCAGGAGGCUGAGGCAGGAGAAUUGCUUGAACCCAGGAGGCGGAGGUUGCGGUGAGCCAAGAUCAUGCCACUGCACUCCAUCCAGCCUGGUGACAGAGCAAGACUCCGUCUCAAAAAAAAAAAAAAAAAUGCUGUAAAAUGUUGACAUUUGGGGAAUCUGGGUGAAGAGUGGGAAUUCUUUGUACUAUUCUUGCAACUUUUCUUUAAGUCUACAAUUACAUCCAAAAAAAGAUAGAAGAAUUGACAAGGUCCCACCAAAGAGGAGAGACAGCUUUGAACAUGGAAAUACAGGGCAGUAACUUGGCAGUUUGCUCUUUGGCCUGCGAAGGCAGUAUUCAUGUGAGUGAGAGUCACUUGUCUUCAAGUCCUGGCAUUUUAUGUAGCAGAUCCCAAAAGCUGCCUGAAAGCCCCCAGGCCUUGUGUCGUUUCCUCUUCUGUUCACAGGUAUCUUCCAGGCACUCACUAGAAUAUGGUGUCUGACAAGUUUCUCAGCUAACCAGGCAUGGAACCAGAAUUCUCAGAAAUACCAAGGACAGUUUCUAUCGCACUGACCAGGAUUCACCCUAGAGAGUGGUCCCCUACUGAGAACAAUUCUUCCUUUCCCCUGGCUACAAAAUCGGGAUUCCUGGCCUAUUUCUGCCAAAUGCUUUGUGGAAGCAGAAAAUCAUAAGCCUUGUGUUUUCUCCAUUAUAGAAAAUUAGGCCAGGUGCGGUGGCUCAUGCCUGUAAUCCCAGCACUUUGGGAGGCCAAGGCGAGUGGAUCACUUGAGGUCAGGAGUUCGAGACCAGCCUGGCCAACAUGGUGAAACCCUGUCUCUACUAAAAAUACAAAAAUUAGCCAGGCGAGGUGGCGGGUAUCUAUAACCCCAGCUACUCAGGAGGCUGAGGCACGAGAAUCACUUCAACCUGGGAGGCAGAGGUUGCAAAGAUUGCACCACUGUACUCCAGCCUGGGCAACACAGCGAGACUCUGUCUCCAUAAAAAAAAAAAAAAGAAAAGAAAAGAAAAAUAAUAUUCCCUCUUUCUUGGCCCUUGGUUUUUGGGGUGCUUUUUUAUUGUUUAAUAAUGGACUUUAUUUUUAUUUUAUUUUUAUUUUUGAGACGGAGUGUCGCUCUUGUUGCCCAGGCUGGAGUGGAAUGGUGCGAUUUCGGCUCACUGCAACCUCCACCUCCCGGGUUCAGGCGAUUCUCCUGCCUCUGCAAGUCUGUAGUUUACAUUAGGGUUCACUCUUUGUGCUAUGCAUUCUAUUGUGUUUGUUUGUUUGUUUGUUUAGAGACAGGGUCUCACUCUAUUGCCCAGGCUGGAGUGCAGUGGCGCAGUCGUGGUCCACUUCAGCCUCAAGCUCCUGAGCCAAAGCGAUCCUUCCACCUCAGCCUGCCAAGUAACUGGGACUACAGCAUGUGCCACCAUGCCUGGCUCAUUCUAUGGGUUUUGAUAAAUGUAAAAUUACAUGUAGCUACCAUUAAAGUAUUAUACAGAAUAGUUGCACUACCCUAAAAAUCCCCUGUACUUUAGCUAGCUAUUCAUCCCUCCCUUCCUACUCCCCAAACUCCUGGAAACCACUGAUCUUUUUACUGUCUAGUUUUGCCUUUUCCAAAAUGUUAUAUAGUUGGAAUGAUAUAAUAUGUUCCUUUUUCAGACUGCCUUCUUAUACUUCACAAUGUGAAUUUAAGGUUCCUCCACGUCUUUUGUGGCUUGAAUAGUUCGUUUCUUUUUUGCACUAAGUAAUAUUCCAUUGUAUGGAUAUAACACAGUUUAUGCAUUCACCUACUGAAGGAUAUCUUGCUUGCUCCUAAUUUUUGGCAAUUAUGAAUAAAGCUGCUAUAAAGA